AUGGAAUACAUCAAGGUGGCGAGAGUUGAUGAUGUUUUACUUCAUAAAAGAGGUUAUAUCAUACAUGGUUCACUACAUCUAACCACUCAUCACCUUAUAUUCACAGUCACUAAUCCUCGUCCAAAUGAGCUGCGGGAGCUAUGGCUUUGUUAUCCAAUGAUUUCAUCAGUUGAAAGGAAAAAGGGGUCAGCGCUUUUGAAUUUGAUUGAUAUUAAUGUUGAUAUAAAUGAUAAUGAAGGCAAUGAAAUUCAAUCUAAAAUAAUUAAGAGCUUACCAAAGCUGUUCAACCAAAGGGGUAAAGAGUUGAAUCUCUUCAAGUUAUCCACAUUAAAGAUCAAUUGUAAAGAUUUCAAUUUCCUUUCGUUUGACUUUGAAAAUGAAUCCAAAUGUUUUGAUGUAUUUGAAUCAAUAAUGAAACUAACUUGUCUUGGUGAAUUGAACCAACUUUAUGCAUUCAUUUAUCAACCCAAUUCGAUUGAAAAACUUCUAAACACCUGGAAAAUUUAUGAUCCAAUAAAAGAGUUUCAGAGGCAAGGUUUAAUAUUUGAUAAUGAUUCACAAAUUGUGGAACAGUCAAGUUCAAAUUGGAGAAUAUCAAAUGUGAACAAUAAUUACAACUUCAGUGAUACUUAUCCGAGUACAAUCGUGGUCCCCAAAACCAUAUCAGAUAGUGUUUUAACUCAUGCAUCAAAAUAUAGAUCAAAACAAAGAAUACCAGCAUUAACUUAUUAUUAUAAAAAGAAUGGAUGUUCAAUAACACGAUGCUCUCAACCUUUAUUAGGGUUAAAGCAAACAAGAUCAAUUCAAGAUGAAAAAUUAGUUGAUGAGAUUUUCAAAUCAAGUUCAAAUAAUGAUAAUGGGAAUCCGAAAAAUUUGAUUGUUGAUGCAAGACCAACAACCAAUGCAAUGGCACAAACAGCUUUAGGUGCAGGAUCCGAAAAUAUGGAUAAUUAUCCAAACUGUGAGAAAUUGUAUUUGGGUAUUGAUAAUAUUCAUGUAAUGAGAGAUUCACUAAAUAAAUUGAUUGAUAUUUUGAAAAGUGGUGAUUUAAAUAAACCACCAAUUAAUAAAUCAUCAUUGAAAAAGACGAAUUGGUUAAAAUAUAUUUCAAUUUUAUUGAUAUCAACUGAAAAAUUAGUCAAGUCUAUGAUUUUAAACAAUUCAAAUAUUUUAAUUCAUUGUUCAGAUGGUUGGGAUAGAACUUCACAAAUUUCUUCAUUAAUUCAAGUUUGUAUUGAUCCGUAUUAUAGAUCAAUCCAAGGGUUUAUAACAUUAAUUGAAAAGGAUUGGUUAUCAUUUGGUCAUAGAUUUAAUGAGCGUUCUGGUCAUUUAAGCUCGGAAUCCAUUUUCCAUGAUGAAUCAAAUGGUUCAAAUAAUAAUCAAGCCUCAUUAGCUUUCAAAUCAGUAUCAAAUCAUUUCAAAAAGAAGAAACAUUUGAAAUUUACAUCACCAAUUUUCCAUCAAUUUUUAGACUCAAUUUAUCAAUUGAUUAUCCAAUUUCCAAAUAAAUUUGAAUUCAAUGAAAGAUUCUUGAGAAGAUUGAUCUAUCAUUUAUAUUCUUGCCAAUAUGGUAAUUUCCUUUUCGAUAAUGAAUAUGAAAGAGUUACAAAUAAAGUUUUUGACAAAACAAGAAGUGUUUGGGAUUAUUUCCUUUCAAGGAAACACGAAUUUACAAAUAAACAAUAUGUUGAACCAACAGAUCAAUUUGAUUGGUUAAGUCCAAAUUAUAAAUCUUUAGUUUGGUGGUGGCAAUUAUAUGGGAGAAGUGAUGAAGAAAUGAAUGGUGAUAGCCAUAAUGAGGAAAAUGUUGAAAAUGGGAAUUCAGGACUAGAGUUACAAAAUAGUGGUUUGAAAAGUCCCGAACAACAACAUCCAAUAAUCCAACCAAUUCCCGAAUCAGCAGGUACAAAGGUAAACAAUAAAGAGGAAACUUUAUCCAAGUCAAAAGUAUUUGCAUUAACCCCACCACCUCCUUCAAUUCAUAAAGUCAAUGCAAAUUAUAACAAUGAUGAUAACGAUGAUGAUGAUGACGAAAACGAAAACGAAUUAAAAACAAGAAACGGUAUCAAUGAUAUUAGAUCUCCUCAUAAAAUGAUGGAAAAGAUGAGUAUUAGUUAG
This is a messenger RNA of Hansenula anomala, 2118 nucleotides long. RefSeq names its product phosphatidylinositol-3-phosphatase YMR1 (gene YMR1). The transcript is spliced from 2 exons. Gene Ontology annotation, molecular function: phosphatase activity. Bases 1 to 2118 code for a protein of 705 amino acids. The record is from RefSeq and is a predicted model, not a curated record. Gene Ontology annotation, biological process: dephosphorylation. NCBI's taxonomy places the organism in Eukaryota, Fungi, Ascomycota, Saccharomycetes, Phaffomycetales, Wickerhamomycetaceae.